Molecule: messenger RNA, 1269 nt
Organism: Drosophila busckii
Lineage: Eukaryota; Metazoa; Arthropoda; Insecta; Diptera; Drosophilidae
Product: lysosomal aspartic protease
Exons: 1
Coding region: 39-1223 (394 amino acids)
Biological process (GO): proteolysis; cell death
Cellular component (GO): lysosome
Molecular function (GO): aspartic-type endopeptidase activity
Source: RefSeq, a predicted model, not a curated record
UAGCUUAGCAACAAUUGUUUAUAUUUUGAGAAAUUAUAAUGAAUCUAAUAAUCAACUUAUUGUUGCUCUGGGCAACGAGUCAUGUCCACGCCCACGCUACGCUGCAGCUGCAUCGUGUGCCGCUGCAUCGAUUCCCCUCAGCGCGUAAUCGCUUCGAGCACUUUGGCAUACGCAUGGAUCGGCUGCGUCUCAAGUACAGCUUUAAGGCCCAUCCAGACGAAAUACACAGCGAGCCUUUGAGCAAUUAUUUGGAUGCACAGUACUUUGGACCCAUAAGCAUAGGCACGCCGCCGCAAACAUUCAAUGUGAUCUUUGACACCGGCUCUGCUAAUCUGUGGGUGCCCUCGGAGAGCUGCGCCAGCAUGUUGGCCUGCAAGAUACACAGACGCUACAAUGCCAAACGAUCCAGCAGCUUCAAGCGCAAUGGCAAGCAGUUUGCUAUACACUAUGGCUCUGGUAGUCUGGCGGGUUAUCUUUCCCAGGAUACAGUGCGUGUGGCCGGCUUGGAGAUACAAGAUCAAACCUUUGCGGAGGCUACGUUAAUGCCGGGACCCAUCUUUCUGGCAGCCAAGUUUGAUGGCAUCUUUGGCUUGGCUUACCAAAGCAUUUCCAUACAAAAGAUUAAGCCGCCAUUCUAUGCAAUAAUGGAACAGCAGCUGCUGCCGCGUCCAGUGUUCUCUGUGUAUCUAAGUCGGCGCUCCAGUCGUCGUCAGGGCGGCUUUCUCUUCUUUGGUGGCUCCAAUCCGCGCUACUACAAUGGCAACUUUAGCUAUGCGCCGGUAACGCACCGCUUCUAUUGGCAGGUGGAAAUGGAAGCAGCGCGCAUUGGACGUCUGGAGUUAUGCCAGCAUGGCUGCCAAGUCAUCAUAGACACAGGCACUAGCUUUCUAGCCGUGCCCUAUGAGCAGGCUAUACUCAUAAAUGAAUCCAUCAAUGGCACACCCGCUGCCUAUGGCCAGUUCAGCAUACCCUGCGACAAGGUCUCGAGACUGCCCAUGUUAACCUUUCAUUUGGGUGGCAAACGCUUUCAGCUGCGCGGCGAGGAUUACGUUUUCCAUGAUAUGUAUGCGGAUCGAGCUGUCUGCGCUUCAGCUUUCAUUGCUGUGGACUUGCCUUCGCCCAGUGGUCCACUCUGGAUCUUGGGCGAUGUUUUUUUGGGCAAGUAUUAUACAGAGUUUGAUAUGGGCAAGCAUCGCAUUGGCUUCGCCGAUGCCAGGGCUUAACGUUGUUUUCAGUUUUUAUUUUUAUUUUGCGUUUUGUUUUAUUAAA